Molecule: messenger RNA, 11531 nt
Organism: Patella vulgata (common limpet)
Lineage: Eukaryota; Metazoa; Mollusca; Gastropoda; Patellidae
Product: G2/M phase-specific E3 ubiquitin-protein ligase
Exons: 10
Coding region: 199-2295 (698 amino acids)
Cellular component (GO): nucleus
Source: RefSeq, a predicted model, not a curated record
UCUUAAUUUGCCUAUUAGAAUGCCGUUUUAUUUAAUAUUAUAUCUGUGUUUACUAAAAAAAAACAACGCAAAACGGAAGGCAUAGCCAUAGGUUAUUCUUACUAGAUUAAGUUGGACCAGGAGGAGAUAGAUCUACUUUCACUCGGUUACCCACAGUCAUCUUAUGUCUUGUAAUUGUAUAGCCUACUUCAAGUUCAAAUGUCAAGUUUAUUAACAGUUACGUAUAAAAAGCGAAGAACAAGAAAGAAAGAUGCAAGUUGUAGUUCAGUUACCAGAGACAAAACUUAUUCUACGACCUGUUGUUUUUGUUUGAGUAACAAAGAUAAAGAGGAGGAGUUUGGAAAAUUGAUCCGAAAAAAUGGUUUCACAGUUCAUUAUUUCUGUUUGUUAUUUGCUAGUGGAUUAUGUCAAAGAGGUAGAACUGAUAAAGAAGGAAUAUUUGGAUUUUUGUCUCCAGAUAUUGAUAAAGAAAUAACACGGGGAUCACGUCUGAGGUGUGAAUAUUGUAAAAAUGUAGGAGCUACAAUCGGAUGUGUUGUAACAUCUUGCCGUAAAAAGUUUCACUUGGUAUGUGGAAUAGAAAAUGGCUCUCUUCAUCAGUUUUAUGAUACAUUCAGAUCAUUUUGUUCAGAUCAUAGACCACAUCAAAGUGAUGUUAAAAAGGGGAAAAGUAAAACCGUUGUAUGUCCUAUGUGUAUGUGUAAUGUAACAGCAUCUUGUUCUAUAACUACUAUGAAAUCUACUUGUUGUAAAAAUGCUUGGUUUCAUCGAAACUGUAUCCAGAGAUAUUCACUGUCAGCAGGUCUACAUUUCUUUAAAUGUCCAAUGUGUAAUGACAAGAAUAAAUUUCAAUCAGAAAUGUUAGAAUUUGGUAUUUAUAUACCUGAUCAGGAUGCAUCAUGGGAAACUGAACCAAACGCCUUUAAUGAACUUUUAGAAAGACAUAAUCGAUGUGAUGCUGAUAAAUGUAAUAGUCCGUUAGGUCGAGAACAUGAAAAUGCUAGUGGUAAAUGGGAACUUAUACUUUGUGAUUAUUGUGGAUCACAAGGUAGCCAUGUUGGUUGUGACGGACUGUAUCCUAUAAAUAGAAAAGACCAAAUUUGUCAAGAUUGUUGGGACAUAAAUCUAAAAGCUGAAAGUGAGAAAAAAACAGGAAAGAAAACAAGCACAACAAAAACUAAAAGUCCUAUUUCUAAAAGUUCAAAAAGAAUACAGUUAACAGAUGCUCAAAAGAAAAGGAGACAGACUGAAUUACAAAACCAGUGUCCAUCUGAUAAAAUAAGUGUUUAUGUUACACCAUGUGAUACAGAUGUUGAUGUUUAUGAGAGAUCUGAUGAAGAAUAUCAUCUGACAUCAUCUAUAGAACAAUGUAGGAAACGACAAAGACUCUCACUAAACAGAAGUAGAGGUAGUUCUGUUACAGCUAAUAUAACAUUAACUGAUGAUUCAUAUGGACAUAGUUUGACUGUCUCAACUAGCAGUUCUAAUAGCAGAGUCUCUGUUGCUAGUAGUAACACAUCUACAGCCUACUUUCCGAAUUUUACAUCAUCAAUUGAUCACAGUCCACAUUCAACAUCUGAUUCAGACUCUUCUGAGAGUUAUUCUAUAAGUGAUGUUACUGAUUUACCAGAACGUAAGAGCUUGACUAUAACAUGGAGAGGUAAAAAAAUUCAUAUCAGUAAACCUAAAUCUUCAAGAGACAACAUUGAAGAUAAAGAAGAUGAUUGGACAUUAAAGUUGCAAAUGACUGAUAGUGAGGAUAGCGAUGAUGAAAGAACUAAAUCUAGAUCAAGUUCGCAUCAUUCUAGAUUUGAUGAUCUCGAUACACCACCAGUUUUAGUUCCAAUUGAUGAAGAUGUAUCAAUUAAAUGUAUAUCACCAAAUUACGAUAGCAAACUACCGCCUACUCUAAGUAGACAGGAAGGUCACAAUAAACGUUUAUUAACUUCGAAAAAUAAAUGCAAAUACAGUGGCAGUGAUGAUAGAUUUAAUCAAGCUUGUAAAACACUAGACGAGGUAGAAGUUGACAAACUUGUAACUACUAAUUUACCGGUUUAUUUUAACAAAUCUGUUAAUUCUACACCUAAUCCAUCAUCAUCUUCAAUUUCAGUCAUUUCUAUCAGUAGCUCUGAUUCGGACAAUGGUGACCUUCAACAGACCAAGCUUAAGAAAAAUAAAUAUUUAUCCCAUCUAGGAACAAAUAAUCAUGUAGAUUUGACUAACUCAGAUUAUCAUUCUAUUAUAAGACAUACACCACCACACUUGGAAUUACCAGAAGUUGUUAUAUUGGAUUAGAUCCACUAUAAACUUAUUUUUAUCAUGGCAUUUUUAUAAGCCCACAUUGAAAUAUGGUUGUAUAUGGUCGUCACCCGAGUCUGUCGUCUACAAUUGCCUUAUGGAAACUCUACAAGAUAAGGUUAUCAUUCGAUUGCUUUGAAAAUUUUACACAGUGUUUAAGUUUAUGGCAGUCAGAAUGUUUCUGAUUUAUUUACCAAUUUCUAAUAAUUGCUGUCAGAGUUAUGGUACUUGAUUAAACAUGCAUUAUGCAAGAGGUAUAUCUGCGUAUUGCAGGUCUUUGUUUCAGCCUAAAAUGUUAUAUAAAUUAUUAAUUAGACAUUUAUUAACAUGAAAAGAGCAUAAUCAACUCUCGAUGACAUCUUAUGUGUCCGAUUUUCUAUGGAUUUGAAUCCGACCUGCUGUUCAGCGUCCAUUGAUGAUUAAACAAAAAAAUGGAUAAUCGAGACUUUGUCAUCGUUGCUGCUGUCACAAUAAUUAACAAUCGAGGCUACAAUGAUUUUAAAAUAAAGUUUUCUCGGAUUAAUGUGAAGCAAUUUGACUGAAAUAUUCAGCAUAUUCCCCUUACAUUAUCUGGUUUUUAACUAUUAUAGUGAGAAGUCUUCCAUAAUGUAUCUUUAAUUCGAAAGAUCUUGUGGAUGCUCUAUAGACUAAGUUAUCAUCCGAUUGACUUAACAUUAUGAGACGUAAAAGCCAAUUUUUAAAGAUAUCUGAUAUUUACUGUCAAGAGCUAUGGUAAUUGAUAAAUUUUUAUACACCCAAAUUAUGUGUGGGUGUAGUAUGUCGUCAUCCACGUGAGUCCGGCUGGCCGUCCAUCAACAAUUAGGGCAGUAAUGUGAUAGAGGUUACAUUUCAUUGUGGGCAUAUUAUGACUGUCGGUCUUUCCGUCAAUCAAUUGGCUUGUGAACCGGAUAGAGGCUGCUGAUUAUGACAGAUUCUUUUCAAAUUUGCUGUGAAUCAUCGUGGUCAUUAGAGGAUAAACCCUAUCAAUAUUCAACAUUCUACGACCUUUCGUACCAGAGUUAUUCCCCCUUUUCCAAAACCCUUGUGAUAUAGGCUACAGUUCUCAACAUAUUUUUAUACAUUUCAUGUCUGUCAACAAUUGGCUUGUGAACGCGAUAGAGGCUACAGUUUUUGACAGAUUCUUUUCACAUUUAGUGUCAAGCACCGUGAUCAUGAGGGGACGGACCCUAACAAUUUUGAAUGUGAUAGAAGCUAUAGUUUACAACAUAUUCUUUUCAAGUCUGAUGUGAAUUGUCAUGGACUAACCCUAUCAAUAUUCAAACUUUUGCACCGUUCACAUAUAUUACCAUUACACCAUAAUGACGGUUGAGUUAAAUUUUGUGAAAAUUGGAACGAGACUGCUUGACAAAAUGACCGCUCCACGUAUGCAAAUAGUGCAAAAGUAUGUUAUAACAAGGAUGUGGCCCCUCAAGAGGCAUCAAUUUUUAUAUGCCCACAUUUUCAUGUGGACGUAUAUUGUCAACGCCCCUGUCCGUCCGUCGGUCUGGACGUCCGUCCGUCCACAAUUUGUUUGUGGACACUCUACCGGUCACAAUUCUUAUCCGAUUUUGACGAAACUUGAAAUAAAGGUUUAUCUCCAAAAGAUCUCGGCUGCUUUCGAUAUUGGCAUGUAUCGGGCCGUCCAUCAACAAUUAGGGCAGUAAUGUGAUAGAGGUUACAUUUCAUUGUGGGCAUAUUAUGACUGUCGGUCUUUCCGUCAAUCAAUUGGCUUGUGAACCGGAUAGAGGCUGCUGAUUAUGACAGAUUCUUUUCAAAUUUGCUGUGAAUCAUCGUGGUCAUUAGAGGAUAAACCCUAUCAAUAUUCAACAUUCUACGACCUUUCGUACCAGAGUUAUUCCCCCUUUUCCAAGGGGGUUGAGUUCAAAUUUUGUGAAAAUCGACCCAAAAUUGACAGACAAAAUGUCUGCCCUUUGUUCUCAAAUAGCGUAAAAAUAUGGUAUAUCAAGGUUUUGGACCCUGUAGAGGUCGCAAUUUUUAUCCGAUUGAAAUGUAAGUUUAUAACCCAAAGAUCUUGGUUCCUUUCGAUAUUCGUGCAUAUCGAACCGUAACUUCCUGAAUAAUGGCCCUGAUUGUACGAAAAAUCGCAUUUUUAGCUUGUGGACCCUACACCUACAGAGGUCAUAAUUUUUAUCCGAUUUAAAAAAAUGUAUUAUUAUAUCACUGUUACACCCUAAGGAUGGCAGAGUUCAAAUUUCGUGAAAAUUGGCCCAAAACUGACAGACAAAAUGGCCGCCCUUCGUUCUCAAAUAAGGGUAAAAAUAUGGUAUAUUAAGGUUGUGGACCCUAUAGAGAUCACAAUUUUUAUCUGAUUUUGUUGAAACUUGAAAUGUAAGGUUAUAACCCAAAGAUCUCGGUUCCUUUCGAUAUUCGCUUAUAUCGAAUUGUAAUUUCCUGAAUAAUGGCCCAUGAUUGUAGGAAAAAUAACUUUCUUUUUUAGCUUGUUCUCUAUCCAUCUCUCGAAAAUGUGGGUGUAUCCUGCCUGGCAGCCACUGGUUAUCCGAUUUGGAUGGAACUUAAAAUAUAUGUUUAUAUACCAAAUAUCUCAGUUCCUUUCGAUAUUCACGCAGAUCGGACAAUAAGUUUGUGGAUUAUGACCCCUGAUUGUACGAGUAACCGCGAUUUUAGCUUGUGGACCCUCUAGAGGUCACAAUUUUUAUUCGAUUUAAACAAAAAACAUUUAAAUGUAUCACCAUUACACCAUAAUGACAGUUGAUUUGAAUUUAGUGAAAAUCAGACCAAAACUGCCCGGCAAAAUGGCCGCUCCCCAUACUCAAUUAGGGUAAAAAUAUGUAAUGCCAAGGUUGUGGAUCGUAGGCGUCACAAUUUUUAUCCGAUUUUGAUGAAACUUAAAAUAAUAUGUUUAUAUCCUAACGAUCUGGGUUCCUUUCGAUAUUUGCACUCAUCGAUAUUUGCACUCAUCGGAUGAGUGUGGGGGGGAUGGGGGCAAUGAGAGGAUGAGCCCUGUUGAUUUCCGCCUUUCUCUGUCGAUCUCUUUCAAAAACCUUGUGAAUGUAAUAGAGGGUACAUUUUUAUGUGGACGUAUAUUGUCGUUCCCACUGUCCAGUGACCGCCCUAGACAUUCGCCAAUUCGCCAAUGGCGACAAUUAUUUUUAUUGGCGAAUAAAGUGAUGAUACUGGCGAAAAAUUUGGCGAAUGAAUUUUAGAGAGUGUUAUUUCGUAAAUCUGCUAAUAUUAAACUUGAAAUCGUCUCGUUAAACGCUUCUUUCGAUCGACUCGAUGGAGUUUCUAUUUUUAGUACAUUAAUUACUCUAGUCUCAAUCUUACAAGUCGCAAAUCAGUCAAUGUUACAAUAUUACGCAUUAAAACGACCGAAAGAUCGAGUCUGGAGACUAUAAAACACAGUUACGCCCCUUUUGUGUGGCACUGCGUUGUUUACAUUCGCUUCACUACAAGUUUUCUUUACUUACGCAGCAAAUAAAUAAAACGCACAUUAAUGACAACUAAUACUAGUAAACCCAAAAUAAGGAUAGAUUCCUUUUUCCUUCCUACGACUACUGUUAGUCCAGAAUCCACUUCCGUGAGUGAGCGUGUCAUCUCGGACGCAAGUCCUUCGUUGGCUUCAUCAACAUGUGGACAAAAAUUAGACCUUUAACCGAGACCGUCGAGCUAACCCUCAAUGACCUCAUGCUUAUAAAAAUGGAUGGACCGGACAUAAAUUUCAAAUCAGCGGUGUCUUAAAAAGAAUCGUCGUGUCUUUUCUGUUAUGACGAUGAAGUAAAUUAAAUCAUGUGACUGUGAAGUACGUCCUAUAAACAUUUUUUUGUUAUCUGCAUUCAUUCUCUCAAUAAUGUGAACUUUUGCAUGAACAAGGAGAUAAAAUAAUAUUCUUGUGUACUAUAUAUAGAGGAUAUUUGUCGUUUUAGAGUGAAUAACAUAUUUUAUUUCAUCGAGAAGCAAGAAAACUUAUAUUUUCACGAAUGCGUAGCAUGAGUGAAAACAUAAACGUUUUCUUGCUUAGAGAUGAAAUAAAAUAUGUUAUUCACGACAAAACGACAAAUGUUCUAUUUAUUUUAUGAUUUUACAAUCAUUUUAGGUAAAAACAACUAGCCAGUGGAAUAACACUUUUAUUUCACUGAUAAAACGCGAUAUUCCACUACUGAUCAUAAAAUAAAAGUACAUAUUAAACAUUUAUUUUGUCCGCGAUAUCACCUCGGUGGAAGCGGACGUAAAAUACAACAAACACACACACACAUUUAUUUUCAUUUUUAAUUAACAAACAUAUGAAUAAAAAUGAUAUAAAAUAUUUGGCUAAAACUUUCUGAAUUGGCUAAUAAAAUUUUGAAUUGGCUAAAAAUUUGGCUAAAGGUUUUAAGAGUCUAGGGCGGUCACUGACUGUCCGUCCGUCACAAUUUUAUCUGAUUUAAAAAAACAUGUAAAUAUAUCACUGUUUCACCCUAGUUCAUCCCGAUUUUCCGGCGUGGUUCCCCCUUGUCAGUGAUGCAGGACGGAGGGCCUGACAAGGACAGCUGUCUAGUCAUUCGGAUGAGACGAAAAACCGAGGCCCCGUGUACACAUUGGCGUGCACGUAAAAGAUCCCUUGAUGGUUGGAAUUCGAUAUAAGAGUAGGCCGUAGUGCCGCUGUCCGGGCAAAAUUUCCCUCAUAGCACACUGUAUGGCAUAUGCCCGUCUUCAUUAGCCCAGUUUGAAGCAAAACAGUAGGUCGUGAAACCCCAUUUCAUUUCAUUUCAUUUCAUUUCGUUUCACCCUAAUGAUGGUUGAGUUCGAAUUUCAUGAAAAUCCGACCAAAACUGCCGAACAAAAUGGCUGCCCCUCAUACGCAAGUUGUGUAAAAAUAUGGUAUAUCAAAGUUGUGAACCCUCCAGAAGCCACAAUUUUUAUCCGAUUUUGAUGAAACUUUAAAUUUAUGUUUAUAUCACAAAGAUCUUGGUUUCUUUCGAUAAUCGCACAUAUCCAAACGUAACUUUCUAGAUUAUGGCCCCUGAAUGUUCGAAAAAUCGCAGUUUUAACUUAUGGACCGGCAAGAAGUCACAAUUUGUAUUCAAUUUUAAAAACUGUUGAAAUAUAUCACCGUUACACAUCAAUGAAGGUUGAGUUCGAAUUUCGUAAAAUCUGACCGAAACUGCCAGACAAAAUGACCGCUCCUUGUAUGCAAAUAGUGUAAAAGUAUGUAAUACCAAGGUUUGAUGAAACUUGAAAUGUAUGUUUAUAAUCCAAAGACCUCAGUCCCUUUCCAUAGUUGCGCACUUCAGACCAUAACUUUCUGGAUCAUGAGAGAAUGAAUCCUAUCGAUAUUCAAGGUUCCACGACUCUUUGUUCCGGAGUUACGCCCCCCCCCCCCCUUAUGCCUAAAACCUACAGAUUUUAUUCAUGCAUUUAAGGCAUGAUGAAAGGAACCCUAUCAAUAUUCAGUGUUUUGCAACUUAUUCCCCCGUUGCCAAAAAUCUUAUGAACACACUAGAGGCUAUAUUUUUUAAAGUUACAAUUUCAUAUUUUCUAAGAAAGUCAAAACAUAAUUAUUUCUAUGUCCUUUGCUCAAUAGGUUGUCAACUCACUAUUAUACGAUCAUAGGUGUCAUUCUCACACUUAAAACUCAUUUAUACCGGAAAUAAUAACACAAUUACCUCCCUUGUUUUCUAUCCUCCACCAUGAGGUAGCUAUCCUCAAACGUUUGAAUUUGAAGAGGAAAAUGAUAUUUUUGCCAAUUUCUCAACUGGCAAUAGUGAAUUAUAGGAUUAAUAGGAUUAUUCUUUAACAAGGUAGGACUGUCUAUAGACACCAUCUAUUUUAAGGCUUUAUUUUAAUAAAUUUUAAAAAUAUAACGUAAAAAUAUGAAAUUGCAACUUAAACAUAUUUCUAUCAAAUUUGGCGGGAAACAUUGGGGUCAUGAAAUAUUAAGUGUUCUGCGACUUUCCGUUCCAAAGUCAUGACAAGAUAAGGAGUCCUAUUUCGUCAAAUGAGUUAUGCCCAUUUUUAUAUGCUCACAAUUUAACUUUGAAAAUUCUUGUGGACGCUCUAAAGGCUAAAGUUCAUAUCCAAUUGAUUUUAAAUUUAUACACAGUGUUUAAGGUCAUGUGAUAAAGAGGCCUAUUGAUUUUUAACGAAUUCUGAUAAGUACCGCCCGAGUUAUGGGCCUUGGCCUCUCUGAAAAAUUUUGUGGGCGCUUUAGAAGCUAAUGGCAAAUAUCUGAUUGAUUUUAAAUUGAUACACAGUGUUUAAGUUCAUGAUACGAAGAAGCAUAUUGAUUUUCAACGAUUUCCGAUAAUUACUACCCGAGUUAUGGCCCUUGAUCACUUUGAAAUAUCUUGUGGACGCUCUAGAGGCUAAAGUUAAAAUCCGAUUGACUUCAGAUUUAUACACGGUGUUUAAGGUCGUGAGACGAAGAAGCUGAGAGUUAUGGCCCUUGAAAUUAAACAUUUUGUAUACUAGUUAGUAUAGGGCAGAAAUGGAAGCCAAACAAAUUCUAAUAUUUUCUGAUAAUUACUAAAUGGGGGAUUUUGUAAGAUUAGAUAAAGAGCUAACAGUUCUCGCAAUAAUAGUUACAAAAUAGAUAAUGAAAAGGGAAUAUGUUGAAAAUUUCUGUCUGAGCCUGGUUAUCGUAGUUAGACAAAAAAUGUAGCCUGUGCUGUAUCACAAGGUCUGUCAUUGAGUCAACUGGCGUGGUUUCAAUUCCCCGGUUGUAUGUGGCAAGUAGUAUGGUCGCCUGUCCAACCUCGUGGGUUUUCUCCGGGUCCUCCCAUUACUAAAGACCGCUAUACGCAAUUACACCAUAAUUACGGUUGAAUUCGAAUUUCGUGAAAAUCAUACCAAAACUGCCGCACAAAAUGGCCGCUUCCGUAUGCAAAUAGUGGAAAGUAUGUAAUACCAAGGCUGUGGUCUCUCUAUAAAGGUCAAAAUUUUAAGGCGAUGUUAAAAAUAUAUCACCUUUACACUAUGACAGUUGGGUUUGAAUUUUGUGAAAAAUCAGACUGAAACUUGCUGUCAAAAUGGCCGUUCCCCAUCCGCAAAUAGUGUAAAUGCAUCUAUUACUAAGGAUUUGGACCCUCUUGAGGUCACAAUUUGUAUCCAAUUUUUAUACGCCCACAUUGAAAUGUGGUCAUAUUGUCGAAGCCUAUUGAUUUUCAGCGAUUUCCGAUAAUUACUUAUCAUGUGGAUGCUCUAGACGCUAAUGUUAAUAUCCAAUUCACUUUAAAUUUAUACGCAGUGUUGGAGGUCACGAGACGAAGAAUCCUAUUGAUUUUCAGCGAUUUCCGAUAAUUACUGCCAAAGUUAUGGCCCUUGAUCACUUUGAAAAAUCUUGUGAUGCUCUAGAGGCUAAAGUUAAUAUCCGAUUGACUUCAAAUUUAUACGCAGUGUUUGAGGUCACGAAUGAAGAAUCCUAUUGAUUUUUAACGAUUUCCGAUAAUUACUGCCAAAGUUAUGGCCCAUGAUCACUUUGAAAAUUCUUGUGAUGCUCUAGAGGCUAAAGUUAUUAUCCGAUUGACUUCAGAUUGAUACACAGAGUUUAAGGUCUUGAGACGAACAAGUAUAUUGAUUUUCAAUGAAUUUUGAUAACUUGAACAGCUAAAUCCAUGAUAUUAAAUGUUUCGUAUACUAAAUGUUAGCAUAGGGCAGAACUUUAUAAAAACCGAACAAAUUCUAAUGAUUUUCUGAUAAUUACUCAAUGAGUUGUUACUCUUAAUCAGAUUUUAAUGUAUUAUAAAUGUUUCAUUACCGGAAAAAGUAAAAAUAUGCGACAACUCUUGUUGACUGCCCAAACGAUUUUGCUGCUGUGGGCGUAUGUUUCGUUGCCUGGCAACCUCUCUUGAUGAAACUUAACAUGUAGGUUUAUAUCCCAAAGGUCUUUGUUCCUUUUGAUAUUGAAUCAUGUCGGACCGUAACAUACUGGAUUAUGGUCCCUUGUAUACUUUUUAUACACCCACAUGGAAAUGUGGCCGUAGAUUGUCGUUGCCUCAGUCCAUCCGUCGUCCACAAUUUCUUGUGAACACUUUACAGACUACAUUCAUAAUCUGAAUGUUUUGAAAUGGAUAUAUGUCGUUUACAUCAGUGAGAUGAAGAAUCCUAUUUAAUUUCAGUAGUUUCACUUUGUGAAUGCUCUAACGGGGGGUGGGGGGGUGGAUGGCUGAAUGGUUAUCUUGUGUGCGCUGCAUCAUAAGGUUUGUCAUUGAGUCAACUGCCGUGAUGGUUUCUAUUCCCCAGUUGUACAUGACAAGUAGUUGGGUUGCCUGUCCAACCUUGUGGGUUUUCUCCGGGUUCUCCGGUUUCCUCCCACUGCUAAAGACCCCUAAGCGCAAGCAAAUUAUUGAAAUAAAAUUAAACCAUAUGUUAGUCCCGAAAUGACCUAGUUUGUGUCGAGUGACGUUAAACCCCAACUCUCUUGAAUUUCUGUUAAUUGCGACUAGAACCUUGUGACAAAAGUUAUCAUCCGAUCUGUAUGAAAUUUAUGUGCAUUAUUUGGAUUAGUGAAUCGAAGAAGCCUUUUGAAUUUCAACAAUUUCUGUUCAUUACUUCUAGAGUUAUGGCCCUUUCUGUUCUUUGUUUUCAAUUGUUACGAUGAAUAACAACGACAACAAUUUAUAAUAACUACUUAUAGAGUUAUUUACCUUAAUUAUGUCAUAGAAUCUUCUCAUCACGCCAUUGAUAUUAUACAGUAUUGUAUGAAGAGUAUGCUUUUUAUUUACUUAAAGAUUCAUUGUGCGAUUAAAUGUAUGGAGUACUCAGACUACCUAGCUGCUGACGGUAUAUGUGUUGUUGCCUGGCAACCUAUUUUUUCCUUGCAUGGUAAAAAUCUGAUUUCAGUGUGUCUUUUUCUGUUUCAAGCCAGUCUAAAGUUAUUUCCCUUCUUUUUUUUAAAAUCUCUACACAAGAAGAAUCAAUUUUAAAAUAAUUAUGGCGGUUGACUAUCAAAUAGGGAUUCCUUCAAUGAAUAAUAUGCAUUCGCCACCACUUCUAACAUCAGUUUUGGCUCAUCCCUAAACUACAUUAUGCAUUUUGCCAGAAGAAACAUUUUUACCGCCAAGCAAUAUGUAGUAUAAUAUUUGGUUACUUUUUGAAAAGAACGAAUGUUAUUUAUUUAAUUUUCAAUUUAUUAUAAUUUUAAUGAAAUACCUCAUUAUGUUUGUAUAAUGACUUCCAUUCCAUCAGUGUUUAAAUGGGAGAGAUAUUUUAUGGUACUGUUUGUUUCCCAUAAUUAUUAUACAGUUGAUCUGAUAUUGAAUAAAGGGUUGAAAGCU